AUGAAGAGCACAACAACACUCGGUUCUGGUGAUAAAGCCAUAACUGUUGGAAAAAUUGGCCAUGGCCUUAUGAUGAUGACCUGGAAACCAACUCCAGUGCCAGACGACGAGUGUUUUGAGGCCAUUAAAGCAUCUUUAGACUCGGUGCCACUCGGCACAAAAAUGGUACUGAACAGCGGCGAGUUCUACGGCAUUAGUCCUCGUGAAGCAAACCUUGAGUUAAUUGCACGAUUCUUUGAGAAAUAUCCAGAGUAUGCAGAUAAAGCGUUCCUCUCCGUAAAGGGUGGUUCAAAAGCCGAAUCACUUCAGCCUGACUCCUCUCCGGCAAACUUGAAACGCAGCGUCGACUGCAUACUCGAGAAGCUUCGUGGAACAAAACGGCUCGACCUUUUCGAGCCCGCCCGCGUGGAUAAGGACUAUGCCAUCGAAGAUACUAUCAGAGUCCUCUCUGGAUUUGUUGCUGAGGGCAAGUUCGACUAUAUCGGCCUGUCUGAGUGCAAGGCGUCCACACUCAGGCGUGCUAAUGCUAUUCACCCAAUCGCGGCUGUUGAAAUUGAAGUUAGCCCUUGGUCAUAUGACGAUCAGGUGAAAGAGGUUAUUGCGGCCUCCCAGGAGGUUGGAGCCAUUGUAUGCGCUUACUCACCUCUCGGCCGAGGCUUCCUUACUGGAACAAUCAAGAGCAUCCAAGACUUUGAAGAUGGCGACUUUAGGAAGCAUCUGCAGCGAUUCCAGGAAGAGAACAUGAAACAUAACCAAGCGAUUGUUGACGGUGUGAAGUCCCUGGCUGAGAAGAAGGGCAUCACGCCGGCUCAACUGUGUAUUGCCUGGGUUUCUGCCUUGGGUCCACACGUUGUCCCCAUCCCCGGGUCUUCGAACGAGAAGCGGACGAAGGAGAACAAUGCUGCAGCAGACAUUCCAAUGUCUGCUGCUGACGUGCAAGAAGUGCAGAAGAUUCUGGAUGAGCAUCCGGUCAAGGGAGGAAGGUAUGGCCCGGGAAGUGAUGAGGUCUACCACCUGUGGGGUUGAAAUUUGAUUAGGGGUUUGAGAACAAGGUCCCGAUUAAGCAUCACUGUGUAACGAUUCAGUACAUGUACUACAU
Molecule: messenger RNA, 1099 nt
Organism: Fomitiporia mediterranea MF3/22
Lineage: Eukaryota; Fungi; Basidiomycota; Agaricomycetes; Hymenochaetales; Hymenochaetaceae
Product: aldo/keto reductase
Exons: 12
Coding region: 1-1026 (341 amino acids)
Cellular component (GO): cytoplasm
Source: RefSeq, a predicted model, not a curated record